Molecule: messenger RNA, 464 nt
Organism: Cherax quadricarinatus
Lineage: Eukaryota; Metazoa; Arthropoda; Malacostraca; Decapoda; Parastacidae
Product: dual specificity protein phosphatase 23
Biological process (GO): protein dephosphorylation
Cellular component (GO): cytoplasm
Molecular function (GO): protein tyrosine phosphatase activity; protein tyrosine/serine/threonine phosphatase activity
Source: RefSeq, a predicted model, not a curated record
GAAGGAAGGUGUUGAUGUAAUUGUGACUUUGAGUGAUGAAACACCACCUCAUAGGUCAGCCAACAAGCUCUUCAAGUGUCAUCUCAUCCACAUAGAGGAAUUUGAAGAUCCAUCUAUGGAACAAAUUAGUAAAUUUAUUUCCAUUUGCGAUGAGGCCAAUAGAGAAAAGAAGGUAGUGUGUGUUCACUGCAGGAUGGGACGAGGACGAACAGGAGUACUACUUGCAUGUUACCUCAUGAAAUAUUAUGGCCAGGCUCCUGGUGAAGCCAUAUGUAACGUGCGACUGAUGCGACCAGGUAGCGUUGAGACGCGCGAACAAGAGAGAGCUGUCAAAAAUUUUCGGGACUACCUUGCAUGGGGCCAUUUAUAAAAUAGUUAUUUUAUAGUUUGAAAGAAAAUUUAGAUUAAUGGAAGUUAAUCAGUAUUGUUUAGGUUGAUGUAUAGAAAGUAAAUAUGUAUAAUAU